AUGGCAGACACAGAAACCGGAGGCGCUUCUGUGUCAGAACCGCUGGACCUGGUGCGCCUGUCGUUGGACGAGAUUGUCUUUGUCAAGCUACGCGGGGAUCGCGAAUUGAAAGGCCGGCUUCAUGCUUACGAUAGUCACUGCAACCUGGUUCUGGGCGACGUCGAGGAGACAAUUUAUGUGGUUGAGGAGGACGAGAACGAGGAAGAGACUGUGAAGGUAUGUCUCUGCCUACAUAUUUCUAGCAUGAGGACGAAUUAUCGGGUUAUUUGGAUAAUAUGA
Molecule: messenger RNA, 279 nt
Organism: Talaromyces atroroseus
Lineage: Eukaryota; Fungi; Ascomycota; Eurotiomycetes; Eurotiales; Trichocomaceae
Exons: 2
Coding region: 1-279 (92 amino acids)
Biological process (GO): mRNA splicing, via spliceosome; P-body assembly
Cellular component (GO): precatalytic spliceosome; Lsm1-7-Pat1 complex; U6 snRNP
Molecular function (GO): RNA binding
Source: RefSeq, a predicted model, not a curated record